AGAAGUUAAGUUUUGUUUAAACUUUUAUAGCUAAAUCAUCAAAAAUUCAGAAGCCGUUGAUGUAAUGUAAAUUACAUGAUUGUAAUUAUUGAUAUGAUAUAGUUGUAGAUGUAAGGUCAAAAAAAAAGCCUUGCCCUCUAUUACUUUAGCAGUUAAAUAUAAAAAAUAAAGAGAGACUAAAUAGUUUAAGAUCAAAACAAACAUAAUAUACUUUAUAAUAGUAGUCCAUGGCCCAGAUUUUUACCCUCUUUUAUCAACCGAUUCUCUAUAAAAACCACAUGUGGUUAAUUAUCAACUUACAGUCUUUAUCUUGAUCUUCGAAGUAAUCACAAAUCUCGCGUGAUUUUAUAUUUAACAAAAAAAAAUUAUUAUUUAUUGAGCUUAAAUAAUUGAAUGUGUAUUGUGAUCUCGGGUGUUCUUACGAUUAUUGUUAUAAUUGCUAUUACUUGUUUAAUUAUUUAUCAACCAGUAUUCAUUCGGAAAACUAAAGACAUUGAAUAUAAUAAUGAUUAAAAUGAAAUUAAUUAUUUUAUAUUUGCUGAUUGCAUCAAUCAGCAAGACUAGUCUUGGUAAUAUAAAUUUACUAGAAAUGUCUCAAACACUUUGGUCAAAGCUCCUAAAUGGGGGAUUAACGAAUAUUGGUCCUUUGGAUCCAUUACGUAUCCCUGUUGUUAAAGUUGACCAAUCACAAAAUAAAACAAAUUAUCGAAUUAUUUUAAAUAAUAUUGAAAUUGUUGGUCUUAAUCAAUCAACAUUAGAAAGUAUUCAUAUUGGAAAAGGAAGAGUUAAGUCUAAUUUAAGUGAACAUGAAGCUGGUUAUGUCAGUUAUUCUGAUCGAAAUGUUAUUGAUUCAAUCAGAUAUAGAUUUCAUACGGUUGUAAAAGAGCCAAAAACUCAAGAUAAUGAACAAUUUAAAGUUCAAUCAAUAGAAACAUUCAAAACUUCUGAUAGGCAGGAUCAAUAUACAAACGAUCCGUCUCAAAAAACUUAUUAUAAUAAUAAUCAACAAAGUCAACAGAGAUAUAAUAAUAAUAAUCAACGAUAUACUAGUCAGCAAUACCAACAACGACGGGAUCAAAAUUAUCCAAUGCAACAAGAGUUUGAUAAUAAAAGAAAUGAACAAAGAACUAACGGUGAUCGUGGACAUUAUCAAUUCCAUUAUCAACGUCAUCCUCAGCCAAUGGCUGAUUACUCAACAACCUCUAAAACAGUUCCAGUUAAUAGAAACAAAGAGUCUCAAGAUCAAGAUCUGUAUUUAGUUUAUGCUCAAAGUCAGUCAAAUUAUGAAAAUCAAAAGAGAUUACAAGAUAACCAAAGACCUAGAGUUCAUAGUUAUCAAGCUACUCCUCAAGAUCGUCAGUCAAAUUACGAGCAUCAAAGAAAACUACAAGAUAACCAAAGACCUAGAGUUCAUAGUUAUCAAGCUACUCCUCAAGAUCGUCAGUCGAAUUACGAACAUCAAAGAAAACUACAAGAUAACCAAAGACCUAGAGUUUAUAGUUAUCAAGCUACUCCUCAAGAUAGUAUUGCAACAGAAACUAAUAUUGAAACUCAAAGAACAUUCACAAAUAAAGGAAAUCCAGUACGAUUUUCUCUAAACUUAGGAUCUAAACCACCGUGUGUUCAUGAAGAAAAAGAUGUAGAAAGUAUUGAUGUUAAGUCAACAAAUACGGGAUCAUCAUCAAGAUUAGAAAAUCAACCUGGAUACGUUGAUAUUGUUUAUGCUGACCAAAACGAUAAUAAAAUGCGUCGUUUUGGUAAUUUAAGAAUUGAAUCAACAAGAGACAAAACGGUUUAUCGUCUUGAAGACGUAAUGAAGGAUUUGGAUAAUCAUCGCAGAUUUAUAAUUCAUAAUUUCACAGACAGUGAAUUAUUGCUCAAGAGAAAUGAUGCAGUAAGAACUGCUGAAGAGACUAGAAGAAUAAAAGAUUUAAUUCGGUAUGCUAAAGAUUUUCAAGAAAAACAAGGUUACUUUGAAGAAGGAAUGGAAAUAACAUAUCACUAUGGAAAUGAAUCCGAGCGUAAAGUAUUUGAUGGAAAAAGAUCGAAGCGCGCUCAUAGUGAAGAUGAGAACGAAGACGACAUUAUCCAUGUGAUCAUGAAAAUUCAUGCUCCUCUACUAAAAAUUAAAUCAGAUUAUGUCCUUAUGGGAAAAGUUGGAAAUCAGGUUUUACGAGGCAAUGGAGUACUUGAUGGACAAUUUACGGAUGUGACCGGAGAGUUCACUGUUGAACUAAAGAAGACUGGAAAUACAACGAUGAUCGUACGUGCAGCGAGGGCAAAACUUGAAGCCAAUAACAAGAAUGUCACUCUUCAGGGUAUGGACGAGAAUGGGCCAGUAGAAGAAAUUUUAACUCAAGGUUUAUUGGCUGCGGAAGCGGUUGCUGCGAUGUUAGCUGAUGAUCUGGCAACAAAAAUACUUAAUGAUACUGUCACCGAUGCUAUUAUUUAUAAAAUGUAUAAAGAAUUGCCAAAUAACUAAUAAGUAUUUAUAAAUUUAUUUAAAAUUUUUAUUUAUUUAUUGAC
Microplitis mediator is the source of this 2526-nucleotide messenger RNA. Its product is annotated as transcription factor SPT20 homolog. NCBI's taxonomy places the organism in Eukaryota, Metazoa, Arthropoda, Insecta, Hymenoptera, Braconidae. The record is from RefSeq and is a predicted model, not a curated record. The transcript has 5 exons. The coding region runs from base 506 to 2482 and encodes 658 amino acids.